Molecule: messenger RNA, 1014 nt
Organism: Fusarium falciforme
Lineage: Eukaryota; Fungi; Ascomycota; Sordariomycetes; Hypocreales; Nectriaceae
Product: Glyco-hydro-cc domain-containing protein
Exons: 1
Coding region: 70-1014 (314 amino acids)
Biological process (GO): fungal-type cell wall polysaccharide metabolic process
Cellular component (GO): fungal-type cell wall
Source: RefSeq, a predicted model, not a curated record
CUUGAAAUACGGCUACCGCAUCGCGAUGCUUUGAAUUGUGCUCGUCAGAUAUUAUUGCUUUUAACCAAAAUGCGCCGACUCUCUACUUUCUAUUUGUUCCAUUUCUUAGGUCUCGCCAAUUGCAUUGACCUGACCUCUAAACGUGGAUUGGCUUUCCAUGGCGACAAACACGAGUCCGAUAACGAGCUACUGCUGUCAAACAACUCGGAGAUAGCAUGGUACUACACCUGGUCCCUCUGGCCGUCAGAUGAGAUUGGCAAAUCUCUUCCUUUUGUGCCACUGAUUCACGGCCUCGACGAUGCAUCAGACUCUGAACUUAAAUCUCGCCUCAACAAACUUCCAGACUCUUCAACCCAUCUCCUCAGCUUCAACGAACCCGAUGGAGAGACGGAUACGGGUGGCAGCUCAAUAUCAGCCAAGGAUGCCGCUCGCUCUUACAUGUCCAAUAUUGCUCCGUUGAGAAAUUCGACGAAUUCUCGACAAUGGAAUAUAAGCCACCCGAGUGUUACUGGCUCUCCACGAGGACUUGAAUGGCUCAGAGACUUCAACGAAUCUUGUUACGACAUUGACGACGAUGGUUGCCCGACAGAUUUUGUGGCAGUACACUGGUAUGGUGAUGCACCAGGGCUCGAAAACUGGCUUCAGACCUUGCGGGAAUUUUACAACGAGACUGCCCCGAAAGCCAAGUUCUGGAUUACUGAAAUGGCCUUGCCAAAAGAAGACGAGGAAGCGACCUUGUCUAUGAUGAACGAAAGCUUGCGGAAGCUCGACAGUCUCGACUACGUGCAAGCGUAUGCUUGGUUUGGAGCAUUCCGUUCAGAUGAAGCAAACGAGUGGACUGGCGACAGUGUUUCUCUCUUUGAUGAUGACGGAAGUCUGACAAAGCUCGGUGUGGAGUAUCUUGGUGGCAAGAGCAAAGGUUUUGAAGAAGGCAUGUCGGGAGGCCUUCGACAAGCGCCCACGAGUAGUCUUGUUCUGGUUGGAUUGAUGAUAGCGGCGUUCCUUACCUGGUGA